Molecule: messenger RNA, 1366 nt
Organism: Anopheles funestus (African malaria mosquito)
Lineage: Eukaryota; Metazoa; Arthropoda; Insecta; Diptera; Culicidae
Product: ribosomal RNA-processing protein 8
Exons: 4
Coding region: 110-1252 (380 amino acids)
Biological process (GO): regulation of transcription by glucose; rDNA heterochromatin formation; cellular response to glucose starvation
Cellular component (GO): chromatin silencing complex; nucleolus; rDNA heterochromatin
Molecular function (GO): methyltransferase activity
Source: RefSeq, a predicted model, not a curated record
GUAAACAAAGCACGUGCGCUUUGUUUACAUCAAAUGCGUGGUUGGAUUUUUCAAAUCUCUUCAUUCUUCUUUAGGUCGCAUUGAUCCAACAUUACCGCCAGCAACCAUCAUGAGUAAACUGUUCAACGAGUGCGAGUGGGAAGCUGAUCUACCUACAGUUGGAACCAACUUUCGUUUCUCUAAGAGCUGGGAAGGCAAAAAGCAGAGAAAAGAUCAAUCCCGCUUAGAAGUACAAAAUAUAGAAAGCGGCAGCCAUCCGCAAAAUAAGAAAAGCAAAAAACCUAAAGGAUGGUCGGUACUUUUGCAAAAAUCCUCAAACGGCAGCGAACAGCGUAAUGAUACUUUUAAUGGCUCGUCCGAUGGGAAAAGUAAUAAACUAAACGGUAGUAAGAGAACAUACGAUGAAACUCUAGCUGUUAAUAGCAAUAAAACACCGAACAAAAAGUUCAAACAAAAUGAAACGGUGAAGGCAAAAGGAACCGCGAAACAAGAAGACGAACCAUCAAAAGGAAAAUCGAAUGGCAUCAAUCAACGUACAAAACUCGCUAGCAAAACUGUCUCUAGGCAUAGACGAGCUAUGGAAGAAGGUACAAAUUUAGGAGAAAAACUUGCUGAACGUCUAAAAGGGUCCCGGUUCCGUUUCAUUAACGAGCAGCUGUACAAAAUACCGGGCAAAGAAGCCAAGAAACUUUUUCAAGAAGAUCCGGCAUCAUUUGAAGCUUACCACGAAGGUUACCGCCAGCAGGUAGAGCAAUGGCCAAUGAACCCACUGAAUCGUAUGAUCAAAUCCGUCCUAAAACUACCAAAAAACACGAUUGUAGCUGACUUUGGAUGUGGGGAAGCCAAACUGGCCGCAUCUGUGCCAAACAAAGUGUAUUCGCUUGAUUUGGUAGCCAAUACCGAAGAUGUUAUUGCUUGUGAUAUGGCCAACACGCCGCUUGAGAGCAAUUUCGUGAAUGUGGUCAUAUUUUGCCUCUCGCUCAUGGGCACUAAUCUUGCUGAUUUUUUUCUAGAAGCAAACCGGGUUCUUAAAGUUGGAGGCAUCAUGAAAAUUGCAGAAGUUUCUUCGCGCUUCAACGACGUAAACAUGUUUAUCAAUAAUGUGAAAAAGUGUGGGUUUAAGUUAGAAAAUAAGGACCUAAAGCACAGUUUGUUCUAUUUCUUUAAUUUCAAGAAGGAGCGUACCGUAUUCAAGGGCGCAACGAACAUCAAAGAAUUUAGCUUGAAGCCAUGUUUGUAUAAGAAACGUUAAGAUUAUGCGGUUCUGUCAGGAUAUGUAAAAAAUGAAUGUUUUGACUGAAACAAAAAUAAAUUCGUUUACAUUUUGCUCUACUGCACCGUAGCAACGAAAAAACAGAUAAGGUUU